AUGCCAACUGGCGGCCCGGAGCUGCUCUCUCCUGCUCCGUCACUGUUCGCCGGCAGACGAGGCGCUGGAGGCCCUGCGGAUGCGACGGCGACUCACAGUGAUGUCAAGUGCGAGCAGCUCGAGUGCUGCGCCGGCUGUAGCCUCAAGAUCACGGAUCGUUUCCUGCUGCGCAUGAUGGACGCCUCGUGGCACGAGGAGUGCCUCGUCUGCUCCGUCUGCCGCGUACGGCUCACCCAGUCCUGCUUCACCAAGGACAACAAGGUCUUCUGCAAGUACGACUAUGAGAGACUGUAUCUGGUCAAGUGCUCCGGCUGUGGCGAACGGGCGCUGCCGCACGAUCUGGUGAUGCGCGCACAGACUCAGGUCUACCACAUGCAGUGCUUCGUCUGCGUCGUUUGCUGCCAACUGCUGCAGAAGGGCGACCAGUUCGUACUGCGCCAGGGCCAGCUACUCUGCCGCGCCGACUACGAGAAGGAGAUGUUCAUGCUGCAGCAGACGCAGGGAGACUUCUGGGACACCGGUAUUCCAGGUCUGGAGCUGGGGGACGAGCCGGGCCGGCCGAGGGACGGCCGCCGCGGCCCUAAGCGGCCGCGCACCAUCCUCACCUCGGCGCAGCGACGCCAGUUCAAGGCCUCGUUCGAGAUCAGCCCCAAGCCCUGCAGGAAGAUUCGCGAGGCGCUGGCCAAGGAGACAGGGCUGUCGGUGCGCGUAGUGCAAGUGUGGUUCCAGAACCAGAGGGCCAAGAUGAAGAAGCUGCAGCGGCGUGCCAAGCAGCAGCAGGACGGCCAGGACAAGGAAAAGACCGACAAGAAGGACGGCGACGGCGAUAAAAAGGCGGAUACUGACUAUGCUGCCGACAGUCCGUACGGCUCCGGAACGCCCAGCGUUGGUCACCCUUACUCGCCGGACGCCCAGUCCAACGAGAGCUUCUGUGGUUCGGAUGACGUCAGCCUCGAGGACACGGCCUCCUUCGAGAACAUGGACGACAGCCAUGCCGACCCCAACCUAAUGCAGACGUCUUCUGCACCACAACCACUAGACGUGAUGCAGAACUACGGAAGCAUAAACCCCAUAGACAAGCUGUACCUGAUGCAAAACUCGUAUUUCACCGACCACUGAGCGCACCGGUCUAGCCAUUCCUGCUGGCAGUUCACGAGUUUAUAUAUAGGUGGCGCUGCUGUACAACGGCUCGAGCCGCAGUCACAACGGAGCCAAUUCGAUGGAAGCUGGUCAUUCUUAAAGGUGAUGACAGUGAUUGUGAUGACGGUGUUACUUGGGAGGUGAGUUCUCUGCCCUUGUCCUGCAGGCAAGACAGGACGUGCAUUUGUGACCCGAUGAUCUAGCACUCGGCGAUGGACGCUCCGCCCCGACGCUCAAAAAGGCCCCGAGUGCGCCCGCGGCCAAUCACGCAGCCGUUCAGCUUGUGUAUGGAGGGUAUCUUCCGGAGAUUAGCUGUGCGGCGAAUGUAAUGUAACCAUCACAUACCCAGUGCUAAAGAAACUACUCUGAGUUGGGGUGUGACCCCAUUUACGCGGCAAGUUGCAUGUGACAUCGUAAGCCUCAGUGCACUAAGCGUAUUUUUUCAACCAAAUGUCUGCAUCGUCCAGCAUAUGGUCGGCGACCGUAGGCAUGGAAUGCCACGGCGUAAAUGUUUCCACCACAAGACGAGCACGUGAUCGUGUAUAGACCGCUUUGUGCGCGCACCGCACCCACUUACGUGGCUCAUCUCGUGAUGUUCCCGACGUGAAGUGGACUCGGGAGUAACAGGAGACCGACAUUCCACUGCGUCCGGCCGCGGCUCACGCAAGACGGGAGCUGUCAUCACCACUGGCGCGGUGUGGUGUAAUCCACUUCCAGCAGCAGCACACCCCACGUGCAAUCCCCUUCUCCCCCGCCGGUGGGCCCCGAUCGCGCCCCGCUGUACAGAUUGUGUGUACUUCAGUGGGUGUGAGUUCGCCACGAACGACGUGGACUGUCAACCUUUUGCAUCCAGAA
Molecule: messenger RNA, 1995 nt
Organism: Pollicipes pollicipes
Lineage: Eukaryota; Metazoa; Arthropoda; Thecostraca; Pollicipedomorpha; Pollicipedidae
Product: LIM homeobox transcription factor 1-beta.1
Exons: 9
Coding region: 1-1119 (372 amino acids)
Biological process (GO): neuron differentiation; regulation of transcription by RNA polymerase II
Cellular component (GO): nucleus
Molecular function (GO): RNA polymerase II transcription regulatory region sequence-specific DNA binding; DNA-binding transcription factor activity, RNA polymerase II-specific
Source: RefSeq, a predicted model, not a curated record